GCUCCUCCCGGGACAAGGACCGGAGUGCAUCGGUCAAUAGCUCAGGGCCCAUGCCUGCUGGAGGAAAAGGAAGCCGGCCCAGCUGUCCCCCGUCUGCGCCCCAGAGGUCCCCCAACCGCCUGAUUAAUGAGAAGUCACCGUACCUCCUACAACAUGCCUACAAUCCUGUGGACUGGUACCCCUGGGGACAGGAAGCCUUCGACAAGGCCAGGAAAGAAAACAAGCCAAUUUUCCUUUCAGUGGGGUACUCCACCUGCCACUGGUGCCACAUGAUGGAGGAGGAGUCCUUCCAGAACGAGGAGAUCGGCCGCCUGCUCAGCGAGGACUUCGUCAGCGUGAAGGUCGACCGCGAGGAGCGGCCAGACGUGGACAAGGUGUACAUGACGUUCGUGCAGGUGAGCGGUCUUCCCACGCGAGUGUGUGCGCUGCUCGCGCUCCGGGGGCGGCUCCCCUCACGCCUGCCCCCUCUCCCCCAGGCCACCAGCAGUGGUGGGGGCUGGCCCAUGAAUGUGUGGCUGACGCCCAGCCUCCAGCCCUUUGUCGGGGGCACCUACUUCCCUCCCGAGGAUGGCUUGACCCGAGUUGGCUUCCGCACAGUGUUGCUGAGAAUACGGGAGCAGUGGAAACAGAACAAGAACACACUGCUAGAAAACAGCCAGCGUGUCACAACCACCCUGCUGGCCCGGUCGGAGAUCAGCACGGGUGACCGCCAGCUGCCGCCCUCUGCGGCCACCAUGAACAGCCGCUGCUUCCAGCAGCUGGAUGAGGGCUAUGACGAGGAGUAUGGUGGCUUUGCAGAGGCCCCCAAAUUUCCGACACCAGUGAUCCUCAACUUCCUGUUCUCCUACUGGCUCAGCCAUCGCCUGACCCAGGAUGGCUCUCGGGCCCAGCAGAUGGCCUUGCACACCCUGAAAAUGAUGGCCAACGGGGGCAUCCGGGACCACGUGGGGCAGGUGAGGGGGCUGGGUGUUCUCUGGAGGGGCAGUGGGAGGCAGUGGGUGAGGCAGAAGCUGGGAGCAGCCUCUAGCCCCACGUCCCGCCUGGCACAGGGCUUUCACCGCUACUCCACGGACCGCCAGUGGCACGUCCCGCACUUCGAGAAGAUGCUCUACGACCAGGCACAGCUCGCAGUGGUCUAUUCACAGGCCUUCCAGAUCUCUGGCGAAGAAUUCUAUUCUGAUGUUGCCAAAGGCAUCCUGCAGUAUGUGUCUCGGAGCCUGACCCACCGGUCUGGAGGCUUCUACUGUGCUGAGGACGCAGACUCGCCCCCAGAGCGGGGCAUGCAUCCCAGAGAGGGCGCCUUCUACGUGUGGACGGUCAAAGAGGUCCAGCAGCUCCUGCCUGAGGCUGUGCCGGGUGCCACCGAGCCGCUGACCUCCGGCCAGCUCCUCAUGAAGCACUACGGGCUCACGGAGGCCGGCAACAUCAGCCCCACUCAGGACCCCAAGGGGGAGCUGCAGGGCCAGAACGUGCUGACUGUCCGGUACUCACUGGAGCUGACCGCUGCCCGCUUCGGCUUGGACGCGGAGGCCGUGCGGACCUUGCUCAAUGCGGGGCUGGAGAAGCUCUUCCAGGCCCGGAAACACCGGCCCAAGCCGCACCUGGACAACAAGAUGGUGGCCGCCUGGAACGGCCUGAUGGUGUCCGGCUAUGCUGUGACCGGGGCUGUCCUGGGCCUAGACAAGCUGGUCAGCUGUGCCACCAAUGGUGCCAAGUUCCUGAAGCGGCACAUGUUUGAUGUGGCCAGUGGCCGCCUGAUGCGGACCUGCUACACCGGCUCAGGAGGGACCGUGGAGCACAGCAACCCGCCCUGCUGGGGCUUCCUGGAGGACUACGCCUUCGUGGUGCGGGGCCUGCUGGACCUGUACGAGGCCUCACAGGAGAGCGCGUGGCUCGAGUGGGCUCUGCGGCUGCAGGACACGCAGGACAGGCUCUUCUGGGACUCCGAGGGUGGCGGCUACUUCUGCAGCGAGGCCGAGCUCGGGGCUGGCCUGCCCCUGCGUCUGAAGGACGACCAGGAUGGUGCAGAGCCCAGUGCCAAUUCCGUGUCGGCCCACAACCUGCUUCGGCUGCACGGCUUCACGGGCCACAAGGACUGGAUGGACAAGUGUGUGUGCCUAUUGACCGCCUUCUCAGAGCGCAUGCGUCGUGUCCCGGUGGCGCUGCCCGAGAUGGUCCGCACCCUCUCAGCCCAUCAGCAGACCCUCAAGCAGAUCGUGAUCUGUGGAGACCGCCAGGCCAAGGACACCAAAGCUCUGGUGCAGUGCGUCCACUCUAUGUACAUCCCUAACAAGGUGCUGAUUCUGGCGGAUGGGGACCCCUCGAGCUUCAUGUCCCGCCAGCUGCCCUUCCUCAGUACCCUGCGACGGCUGGAAGACCGUGCCACUGCCUAUGUGUGUGAGAAUCAAGCCUGCUCCCUGCCCAUCACUGAGCCCUGCGAGUUACGAAAACUGCUCCAUCAGUGACUGCCCCAAGCCCCCUUGGGUUGGGGCAGAAGGUGGAGCUUCUCAAAUGACCUGAGACUCAGGCCCUGAAGGGCCCUGCAGAACCUGUGGCCAUGCCUGGGCACUCUGCCACCAGGUGAUCUCGGCCAUCCUCACUGCCUCCCUGUGGGCACCCACUCAACCUGGAAUAAACCAAACAGCGUCCCGCGGUAA
Messenger RNA from Propithecus coquereli (Coquerel's sifaka), 2657 nucleotides. RefSeq names its product spermatogenesis associated 20 (gene SPATA20). The transcript has 13 exons. Gene Ontology annotation, biological process: carbohydrate metabolic process. The record is from RefSeq and is a predicted model, not a curated record. NCBI's taxonomy places the organism in Eukaryota, Metazoa, Chordata, Mammalia, Primates, Indriidae. The coding region runs from base 51 to 2465 and encodes 804 amino acids.